AAUUUUGGCGCCACGCACUCACUCACUCACUCCAUUUAUGGCGGAACUACGACGCCUCUUCCUCAUCACCACCGCCACCACAACUACAACUCGACCUCAAUUGAAAUUAGGGUUUCUCUGCAACUCUUUAAGCAAACGCUUCACCACACUUCGCUUCCCAGUUUCAACAAUGGCCUGUGUCGAGACGAAGAUCAACAACGGUUCCGACGCCGUCAACGAACCAUCACCUAAAAUCCAAAAGCUCGAUCGAAACGGAAUCCAUCAUGGAGAUUCUUCAUCAACACCAUUCUUCAAAGUGAAGAAACUCUCAGAGAAAGCUGUUUUACCAACAAGAGGCUCAUCUCUCUCCGCUGGAUACGAUCUCUCAAGCGCGGCUGAUUCGAAAGUCCCGGCGCGAGGUAAAGCGCUUAUCCCGACGGAUCUAAGCAUCGCUGUUCCCGAAGGAACUUACGCGAGGAUCGCUCCGAGAUCUGGUUUGGCUUGGAAACAUUCGAUUGAUGUUGGAGCUGGUGUGAUUGAUGCUGAUUACAGAGGACCUGUUGGUGUGAUUUUGUUCAAUCAUUCUGAUGUUGAGUUUGAUGUGAAGUUGGGUGAUCGAAUCGCUCAGUUGAUUAUUGAGAAGAUUGUGACUCCUGAUGUUGUAGAGGUUCAAGAUUUGGAUGAUACGGUUCGUGGUGAAGGUGGUUUUGGUUCUACCGGCGUCUGAAGAAGCGUAUGUGUCUUAGUUUUAAUUUAGGGUCAUUUCGUCGAACAGUUUGUGCGCAUUAUUGUAAUAUCUAUCUCUUUGCUUCAUCUUUUUUAAGUAUUUUUAGAGUCUACCGAAUCAGUAUAGCUAUCCUUCUUCUGACACAAGCUGUUGCAUAUUUAGCUCCUGUUGCAGCUGCGACUGCUGUUUUCUUGAUCUAUCCAAUUGGUAUCUUUAUCAAAUCUUAUUAAAGCC
Molecule: messenger RNA, 940 nt
Organism: Camelina sativa (false flax)
Lineage: Eukaryota; Viridiplantae; Streptophyta; Magnoliopsida; Brassicales; Brassicaceae
Source: RefSeq, a predicted model, not a curated record